AUGGAGGAGCUGAAACACGACGUUCGCAUAUCCAAAGCCCUCUCGUGGCUCCUUCGUCAUAAUGCCGAAAAGGAGGGCCUAGCCAUUGACUCACGCGGGUACGUCGCCAUCGACGACGUCCUCAACCACCACCGCCUCAAAAGCCUCAAGUGCACCCGGGCCGAUUUGGAUAGAGUAGUGGCUAACAAUGCCAAACAACGCUUCAGCAUCGACGGCGAUAGGAUAUGUGCUACCCAGGGCCACUCGAUCAAGCUGGUGGCCAACGACAACAUGGAGGAGCUUACCGCCGCCACCAUCCCGUCGGAAAUCUACCAUGGCACCUACCGCAAUAAGCUCCCCCUCAUAUACCAGCUGGGCGGCCUCAGCCGAAUGGGCCGCAACCACGUCCACUUCACGCUGACCCAGCUUCGCAACAUCCUGGGGGCCCGCCACUCGGCCAACGUCCUCAUUUACCUCGACGUCGACCGGUGCUUGACCCAGGGGCUUGUCUUCUACCGGGCGAAGAAUGACGCCAUCCUCUGCAGCGGCAACGAUGCCGGCAUCGUCCCCCUCGACUGCUUUGCCAGGGUCGUUGACGCUCGCACCCUCGACCCCAUAGACAUGUCGGCUGUACCUACUUAG
Diutina rugosa is the source of this 621-nucleotide messenger RNA. RefSeq names its product tRNA 2'-phosphotransferase (gene TPT1). The transcript has a single exon. Gene Ontology annotation, molecular function: tRNA 2'-phosphotransferase activity. Gene Ontology annotation, biological process: tRNA splicing, via endonucleolytic cleavage and ligation. Bases 1 to 621 code for a protein of 206 amino acids. The record is from RefSeq and is a predicted model, not a curated record. NCBI's taxonomy places the organism in Eukaryota, Fungi, Ascomycota, Pichiomycetes, Serinales, Debaryomycetaceae.